Messenger RNA from Amaranthus tricolor (Joseph's coat), 2722 nucleotides. Its product is annotated as L-type lectin-domain containing receptor kinase IV.1-like. Gene Ontology annotation, cellular component: plasma membrane. Lineage: Eukaryota; Viridiplantae; Streptophyta; Magnoliopsida; Caryophyllales; Amaranthaceae. The record is from RefSeq and is a predicted model, not a curated record. The transcript has a single exon. Gene Ontology annotation, biological process: protein phosphorylation. Bases 373 to 2382 code for a protein of 669 amino acids. Gene Ontology annotation, molecular function: carbohydrate binding; ATP binding; protein kinase activity.
CAUCCCAACUGAUAAUAAUAUUUUUCUUAUAGUACACAUUGAUUUAUAUUAUUAUGAAUAAUAUUUUUCAUUGAAUAGGCAUAAAAGAAGCCACAAGGUGGAGACUUGCGAAAUACUCCACCUUUUAUUAGUAGUGCUACUUCAUUUGGUAUUUUCUAUUUUCACAUAAGAAUACCAAUCAUCUUUUUACCAACUUAAUUGACCUACUGCCCUUCCCCAAAGGCUAUUGCAUUGACUCAGACUCCUGUUUCUUAAAUUUCCCUACAACCAUUUCAUAUAUUAAUAAUAAUAAAUUAAUAAUUAUUAUAAUUAGAAUUAUAAUUUUCUUCAUUUAUCUGUCUAUACCUUGAGAAAAAUCUCUGUUCAUCAUCAAUGGCUUUCAAAAUCAUCCUGAAUGUUUUAGUUUUCUUAUUCUGCACCUUCCCACACACAACCAUUCAAGCUCAGAAUAAUUCAAACCAAUUCAUGUAUCAAAAUUUCCAGAAUGCCAAACUUCAUACAGAUGGAGCUGCAAAAAUCCACUCUAAUGGCUUGUUACAACUAACAAACUACACAAAACAGCUAACAGCUCAUGCUUUUCAUCCAAACCCACUAAACUUUUCAUCUUCAAAAUCUUAUUCAUUUUCUACCACUUAUGUUUUUGCCAUGUACCCAGAAAUUCAAGCCAUUAGUGGCCAUGGAAUUGUGUUUAUUCUUUCCCCAAAAAUGGAAUUUCCCACUGGGGUUCCUGGAAAGUUUUUUGGUAUCUUUAAUUCUUCAUCAGAUUUUAAACCUUCAGAUAAUAUUUUUGCUGUGGAAUUAGAUACCAUUCAGGAUUAUGAAUUCAAUGAUAUUGAUAGUAAUCAUGUUGGUAUUAAUAUUAACAGUUUGAUUUCGAAUGUAUCGGCUCCUGCUUCUUAUUUUUCUGAUGUCGAGAAACAGAACAAAAGUCUUAGUCUUAUUGGUGCAAAACCAAUUCAAAUUUGGAUUGAUUAUAAUCAUAAAUCCAUGGUUGUUAAUGUAAUAAUGGCUCCUCUUGGAAUGGAUAAACCAAGUAGGCCAUUGUUAUCCUUUCAUGUUAAUCUUUCUGCCAUUGUUAAGGAAAUAAUGUAUGUGGGUUUUACUUCCUCGACUGGGUCAGUGGCUAGUAGUCACUAUCUGCUUGGGUGGAGCUUUGCCCAUGGUGGAAAGGUCGCUCAGAGCCUUGAUUUAUCGAAACUUCCUAAGCUUCCUCGGUAUGGAAAUGGGAAGAAAUUAAGUGUUGGUUCAAUGGUUUUGUUGAUUGUUAUAUCGGUUGUAGUUAUAAGUAUUGGUUUGAUUUAUUAUGUGAUUAGAAGGAGGAAGUUUGAGGAAGUUGUGGAAGAUUGGGAGCAGGAAUACCUCUUGCAGAGAUUUUCGUAUAAGGAUCUUUACAAAGCUACAAAAGGGUUUAAAGACAAGGAUCUUUUGGGAGCUGGAGGGUUUGGGAAGGUUUAUAAAGGGGUGUUAAAAUCACCUAAACUUGAAGUUGCUAUUAAGAAAGUUUCACAUGGUUCGGGCCAAGGAAUGAAGGAAUUUGUUGCCGAAGUUGCUUGUAUGGGACGAUUAAGACACCGAAACUUGGUACAACUUCUAGGGUAUUGUCGAAGGAAAGGCGAGCUUCUAUUAGUCUAUGAUUACAUGCCGAAUGGUAGUCUUGAUAAGUAUCUUUACGAAGAGGGCAAACCGAAUCUUUCAUGGAAUGCACGAUUCAAGGUUAUUCGAGGGGUAGCUUCUGCACUGGUAUACCUUCAUCAAGAGUGGGAGCAAGUCGUUAUACAUAGAGAUGUUAAAGCAAGUAAUGUCCUUCUAGAUGGGGAAAUGAAUGCAAGAUUAGGUGACUUUGGAUUAGCGAGAUUAUAUGAUCAUGGUACUAAUCCUCAAACUACUCAUGUAGUUGGAACUGUUGGAUAUCUUGCACCCGAGCUUACUCGAAAAGGAAAGGCGACUACUAGUACUGAUGUGUUCUCGUUUGGGGUAUUCAUCCUUGAAGUUGCUUGUGGGAAGAGUCCAAUUACCCUUCAAGGUUCAACCGAGGAAAUGUAUUUGCUCGAUUGGGUGUACGAAUAUUGGAAGAAAGGGAUGAUUAUUGAGGCAAGCGAUCCCAAAUUAGGAGGAGAGUAUGUUGUGUAUGAAAUAGAGCUAGUUUUAAAGUUAGGAAUACUCUGUUGUAAUCCAAGACCCGAAGGAAGACCAAACAUGAGACAAGUGAUACAGUUUUUGAAUGGUGAUGGGGCUUUGCCUGAGAUGAUUCCUUUUGAUGAUAAAGCUGCGUAUACGAAUUUCGAUAACAAUCGAAGUUUGGGUGCAUUUCCUGUAUCUUCUGCAGGCUCAUCUGCUUAUGCUUCACACAGCAAUGAUUCUACAGUAAAACUCGGUCGUUAGAUAAAACGAGGCCAUAUAACUAAGCCCAUUUCUCUAAGUGAUCACUUUGAAAUGUUAAUUGAUCACUUUAAGAUUAUAAGUGAUAAGUGAUAACUUUAAGACUAUAAAAAGUCAUCACUAUAAAAAUACAUGUGCUCACUUAAAGGUUAUCAAUUAUCAGUUUAAGAUAAUAAAUAUACAUUGAGCCAACCCAAUUAAAAUGGUCAUACCGUGAGACCUUUUCAUAUGAGAAUUUGUGGUAAAAUAAAUAGGAUCUAAAAAUUGAGUAUGUACUUUUAUUUUGUCACACCAUUGUAGUAUGUGUUAUGAUUCUAUGCAAAUAUAUAUGUUUAAUGUUAUA